CUCUCAAAACUGUUAAUGCCGUCGCGAUAUUGCUGGUUAUGUCCACAUCAGCAUCCACAGAGAGCGGAGAGUAAUGUGAACACUGGACGUGUGUGCUGCAGGUUCGACUUCACCCAUAAGAAGCAGUCUGGAGGCUCGGGUCAGUACGGUAAAGUGGUGGGCGUCCUGGAGCCGCUGGAGCCCGAGAACUACACCAAACUGGAGUUCAGCGACCAGACCGUGGGCACCAACAUCCCCAAGCAGUUCGUGCCCGCCGUGGAGAAGGGCUUCAGGGAGGCGAGUGAGAAGGGGCCGCUGACGGGACACAGGAUCUCCGGCGUGCGGUUCGUGCUGGACGACGGGGCGCAUCACAUGGUGGACUCCAACGAGAUGUCCUUCAUCCGGGCCGGAGAGGGCGCUCUCAAACAGGCGCUGGAGAAGGCCAGUGUGGUGAUCCUGGAGCCGGUGAUGUCAGUGGAGAUCGUGGCUCCUGACGAGUUCCAGGGGGCCGUGAUCGCAGGGGUCAACCGCAGGCACGGCGUGGUCACGGGGCAGGACGGGGCCGAGGGCUACUUCACACUCUACGCCGACAUCCCGUUGAAUGACAUGUUUGGAUACGCCACAGAGCUGCGCUCCUGCACUGAGGGUAAAGGCGAGUACACCAUGGACUACAGCAGAUAUCAGCCCUGUCUGCCCAGCGUUCAGGAGGACCUGGUCAACAAACACCUGGAGGCCACGGGACAGAUGCCCGCCAAGAAGAGCAAGUGGAAGAACUGAACACACACACACACGGACGUUUGUAAGAGGUGAACAGUCAAGAAGGUCACAGGGAUUGGGAGGGUUUGCUCAGUAACUGUAAAUGUCGUUGUACAGCAAAUGGUCGCAAAUGUGGUGAUUUAAUAUAAAAUGAUGAUGUUUUAAAUCAGUGUGUGUUGAGUCGCAUUGGGAAAGACGUAACACACUUCACCUGACUGGAGCGAUUACACACACACACACACACACACACGAUAGCUUGAUUCCCUCAGACCAGUGAAACAUAAACCUAAUGUUGAGAGCGAGAGGAGGCAUUUUACGCCACACACACCCAGGUCGGUUUACACACACACACACACACACCAGAGCUCAGCGGGAAUCUGUUUACUGUGUUAAUAUAAAGCCGUAUGUGACGCGCCUCACCUGACGACACACACUGAUGAGCCAGAACUAAUGAUCAUAACCGAUUACAGUCCUCCUGUGGAGGCGGGGCUCAUUUGCAUAUUCAUAGAACCACGCAUACUAAAUGAGGCAAGAGUGUUGAGUUACAUUCAAGAUAUUUUUAGGCAAUUUUUCAAGGAAAAAAAUGUUCAUUUUGAUGUUUAAAAUGAGUUUUAGGGGAUAAACUGAUUGACUACAGGAGGACUUUAAUAUGCGGCCUUGUUAGGAGAUGAUCAACAAUAUUCGCUUCACCGAUGACUACAAAAUAAUGUUUUGGCUCGCCGAUGUACGUGGAAACAAAAUGAUGAAGAGAAAUAAACAUUUAGACUUUGCAAA
This is a messenger RNA of Pimephales promelas (fathead minnow), 1509 nucleotides long. NCBI's taxonomy places the organism in Eukaryota, Metazoa, Chordata, Actinopteri, Cypriniformes, Leuciscidae. The record is from RefSeq and is a predicted model, not a curated record.